AUGAAUCCAAGAAAAGGAGUUUUCUUUGUAAUGCUAAUAGCUUUAUUUAUUGUUUUUAUAGGAUUUUUAUCUUCAAUCGAGUUUUUUAGAAAUAGACCCACAAUCGAAAUAUUGGACAAAAGUAAAGAAAUUGUCAUUAAAAAAGAAAAUAGUAUAGAUAUCAUAACAAAUAAUUUAAAUAGUAAUAAAAUAGAAAAUAAUAAUAAUAAUAAUAAUAAUAAUAAUAAUGACCAAGAUGAUAAAAUAGAAAAUAAUAAUAAUAAUAAUAAUAAUAAUAAUAAUAAUAACAAUAAUAAUAAUAAUAAUAAAAAUAAUAACAUAAAAAAAGAUAUUUUAAAUAAAGAUCUUAGUAAUAAACUUUUAAAAUUUAAAGAAUUAAAUAAACCUCAACAGUUUGGAGAAAAAAAAAGAUUACCAAGAUAUCAAGAUUUUGAAAAUCCUUUGAAUCAAAUCGAUAAUGUAUAUAAAGAAAAUCAACAACAAAAUAUUGAAAGAGCUGAAAAAGUUAAAGAGGCAAUGAAGUAUGCAUGGGACUCAUAUAGGGAAAAUGCAUGGGGUCAUGAUGAAUGGUUACCAAUAGAAAAAAAAACAAGUAAUUGGCUGGGUGGUAUGGGUUUAACAAUUGUAGAUUCAUUGGAUACAUUACAAAUAAUGAGUUUAGAUAAAGAACUAAAUGAAGGUAAAGAAUGGUUAUCUACAUUAUUAUUAAAUAGAUCUAGGAGCCAGAUAUCAGCAUUUGAAACCAAUAUUAGAUAUUUAGGGAGUACUUUAGCAAUGUACGAUUUAACAGGCGAGCAAGUUUAUUUGAAUAAAGCAGUUGAAUUUGGGGAUUUAUUAAUGUAUGCUUUUUCAGAUAAAUAUCCUUUUCCUGCACGUUUUAUAAACACUGUUGGCAGAGAUACAGGAGAUAUUAAUGAAUGCAUUUCAUUAGCACCACUAGGAACAUUCUCUUUGGAAUUUGCUCGUCUUUCAGAUUUAACAGGUGAUGACAAAUAUAUAAAAAAAAUCAAUAUUGCAAUAGAUACACUAAAUAAAAUGAAAACAACUUAUGAUGGUUUGUUCCCAUGUUCAAUUUCAAGAGAUGCAAAAAAUUUUUGUAGUUCAUUAUUAUCAAUUGGUCGUCAAGGUGACUCUUAUUAUGAAUAUCUUUUAAAAAUGUGGAUCUAUACAGAUGGCGAAGAUGAAAAGUAUUCAAGAUAUUUCGAAACCUCUGCAGAUUCAAUAAUCGAGCACCUAUAUAGAGAAACUAAAGCUGGAUAUGGCUUUAUUGGUACUCUUAAUGACAAUGUAUUGUUGGUAAACGAGGAUCAUCUUACCUGUUUUGUUGGUGGUAUGUUUGCAUUGGCAGCUGCUGUUAAUAUUACUGGGAAUGACGAAAAGAAUGAAAUCUAUAUGGAGGUCGGUAGAGAAGUUACAAGAACAUGCGCAGAUAGCUAUUUUAAAUCACCCAUUGGUUUGGGUCCAGAGAUUUUUGGAUUUGAUCAAGAGACUGGUGAAAUUGCUUUUAACGAAGUCAAUGCAUUUCUUUUAAGACCAGAGACUGUAGAGUCUAUUUUUAUUCUCUAUCGAUUAACUGGAGAUACAAUGUAUCAAGAUUGGGGUUGGGCUAUAUUUGAAGCUAUUGAAAAGUACUGUAGAAUAUCCAAUGGUUAUAUAGGUUAUAGAGAUUUUUUAACUGGUUCCAAAAAUACAGUCCAACAAAGUUUUUUUAUGGCAGAAACAUUAAAAUACCUCUAUCUAUUAUACAGCGAUUCAAACACAAUUCCAUUAGAUAAAUAUGUAUUUAAUACCGAAGCACACCCAUUAUUAAUCAAAUAUAGUAAAUUAUAA
Messenger RNA from Dictyostelium purpureum, 1830 nucleotides. RefSeq lists its product as uncharacterized. Gene Ontology annotation, biological process: N-glycan processing; carbohydrate metabolic process. Gene Ontology annotation, cellular component: Golgi membrane; endoplasmic reticulum. The record is from RefSeq and is a predicted model, not a curated record. Gene Ontology annotation, molecular function: calcium ion binding; mannosyl-oligosaccharide 1,2-alpha-mannosidase activity. NCBI's taxonomy places the organism in Eukaryota, Evosea, Eumycetozoa, Dictyosteliales, Dictyosteliaceae. Bases 1 to 1830 code for a protein of 609 amino acids. The transcript has 2 exons.